Suillus paluster is the source of this 759-nucleotide messenger RNA. RefSeq lists its product as uncharacterized. The record is from RefSeq and is a predicted model, not a curated record. Bases 204 to 443 code for a protein of 79 amino acids. NCBI's taxonomy places the organism in Eukaryota, Fungi, Basidiomycota, Agaricomycetes, Boletales, Suillaceae. The transcript is spliced from 3 exons.
AGUUGACAGGAAAGGGUGAUCUAUGUCGUGGGCGGUAGAGCUUGUCACAGCCAGAGUCAGAAGUACGGCUUCCAGCAAUCUUGUGUCGAGUCACUGGUCCUUUCGAACCAGAUCUGGAGACAUAGCAGAGAUUUCUGAAGUGAUUCGCUGAGAGCACUAGUUGCUCACUUUCUGCUUCGUCUGUUGACUCCGUUCGAAUAAAAAUGCACCGCUGGAUCCCGGAAGUUUUGCGGCUUAUUUUCGAAUUUGUCUAUGAUCCCUUACACACAGAAGAGGAUAGAAAGGGUCGCGUCACAGCUGCCGGUUUAGCAAGAACGUGUCGAGCAUUCAAAGGCCCUGCCCUGGAUGUCCUGUGGCCUCGGCUACAUUCUUUGGAUGCACUCGUCCUCUGCUUCGGUGGGAGGCGAGAUCGUAACAAUCGAUUAGCGAGUGAGCCAUCAUGAUUUCCCCCCAUUACUCAGAUCCAUUGGCACUUAGAUCUGGGACCGUCCAUUGUACGACGCGGACUGGCGCAUUCUCGUGCGUUAUGCAGAACGUGUCCGCACGCUAACAGUCUCAUUGAAUACAUGGGACAUCAGCAUCAUGCAACUUCUGAGCUGUUUUCAUCUUCUAGGACCCCUUCUUCCGAACCUCACAGUGUUGAAUUGGUUGUCUAACCGUGAAAACUUCUUCCCUUUCUUGCAUUGUUUCUGUUUGACGACCCUCGAUCUUUCACCCACCUCGUGGAGUGUCCGAAAGUGUGCCGUUGUUGCAUCGCUU